Myripristis murdjan (pinecone soldierfish) is the source of this 1613-nucleotide messenger RNA. RefSeq names its product NADH:ubiquinone oxidoreductase core subunit S2 (gene ndufs2). The transcript has 14 exons. Gene Ontology annotation, molecular function: NAD binding; quinone binding; oxidoreductase activity, acting on NAD(P)H. Gene Ontology annotation, biological process: mitochondrial electron transport, NADH to ubiquinone. The record is from RefSeq and is a predicted model, not a curated record. Gene Ontology annotation, cellular component: respiratory chain complex I. NCBI's taxonomy places the organism in Eukaryota, Metazoa, Chordata, Actinopteri, Holocentriformes, Holocentridae. Bases 41 to 1441 code for a protein of 466 amino acids.
CAAAAGAAGAGACAACUGUACGUCAUUGGCUAGAGCCAAGAUGGCGGCCACGAUGUUGAGGUCGCUCGGUAAGCUAGGACGUCCUUCAACAACAUUGAUUUUAAACAAAAGUUUGGUGAGCCCCGGGUGCACCGUGCUGCAGAACAGGCAGAAGCAGUGGCAGCCAGAUGUGGAGUGGACAGAGCAGUAUGCCGGGGCCGUCAUGUAUCCCACCGCCAUCAAUGAGAAAUGGACGCCGCCCCCAUGGAACGACAAAGAUCCACCUGCAGAGAAGGAGGUGUCCAACCUGACCAUCAACUUUGGCCCCCAGCAUCCCGCCGCUCACGGUGUGCUGCGUCUGGUGAUGGAGCUGAGCGGAGAGUCUGUCAAGAAAUGUGACCCCCACAUCGGUCUGCUUCACCGCGGCACCGAAAAACUCAUCGAGUACAAGACCUACCUGCAGGCUCUGCCCUACUUCGACCGUCUGGACUACGUAUCCAUGAUGUGCAACGAGCAGGCCUACUCCCUGGCCGUGGAGAAGCUGCUCAACAUCCAGGCUCCACUCCGUGCCCAGUGGAUCAGAGUGCUGUACGGAGAGCUGACCCGCAUCCUGAACCACAUCAUGGCCGUCACCACACACGCCCUGGACAUUGGCGCCAUGACCCCUUUCUUCUGGAUGUUCGAGGAGAGAGAGAAGAUGUUUGAGUUUUAUGAGCGAGUGUCUGGAGCCAGGAUGCACGCUGCCUACGUUAGACCCGGUGGUGUUCACCAGGAUUUGCCCCUCGGUUUGAUGGACGACAUCUACGAGUGGUGCAAGAAUUUCUCCAUCAGAAUCGAUGAGGUGGAAGAGAUGUUGACCAACAACCGCAUCUGGAAGAACCGCACCGUAGACAUCGGAGUGGUAACUGCUGAGGAGGCCCUUAACUAUGGCUUCAGCGGGGUGAUGCUGAGAGGGUCGGGCAUCAAGUGGGACCUGAGGAAGUCUCAGACGUACGACAAGUACGACGAGGUGGAGUUUGACGUACCUAUUGGGAGCAAGGGAGACUGCUAUGACAGGUAUCUGUGCCGAGUGGAGGAGAUGAGGCAGUCUCUGAGGAUCAUGAUCCAGGCUCUCAACAAGAUGCCGGAAGGAGAGAUCAAGGUGGACGAUGCCAAGGUGGCUCCACCCAAGAGGUCGGAGAUGAAGAUGUCCAUGGAGUCUCUGAUCCACCACUUUAAACUGUACACAGAGGGCUACCAGGUCCCCCCAGGGUCAACGUACACAGCCGUGGAGGCGCCCAAGGGAGAGUUUGGUGUUUAUCUGGUGUCGGACGGUUCCAGCAGACCUUACCGCUGCAAGAUCAAAGCUCCCGGAUUCGCUCACUUGGCUGGUCUGGAUAAAAUGGCCAAGGGACACAUGCUGGCUGACGUGGUGGCCAUUAUUGGCACACAGGACAUAGUGUUCGGCGAGGUUGACCGCUAACAGGAAGCUGCUCGCUCCAAACCGAAGAGGAGAGCCCAUCCUCUCUUAACCCGCUUUGUUAGGUUCUGUUCUUGUUCACUAUUCAUCAUAGUGAGACCUCUGACAGAUGACUCCACUCGUAAUCACUGAUGUACAAUGUCUAAAUAAGCCUAAUAAAUAUUUUAUGAUCCAA